UUUAAAAAAAAAAGAUGGAAUCGAGCCCUGCCGAUAGCUCUAUCUCCAAGGCCAAGCUGCACGAGGCGUUCGACGUGCUGCCGAACCUCAUUGAUGUGUUGAAGGAUGUGCUGUCGGCCAGCUCCACUCAGGAGACCAUGAGAAUCGGAGAUGUCUCGGCCUCGGCGGUGUCGGUGAAGCAGAAGUACACGGACGCGCUGGAGCUACUACGCUCGCUGCCCGGCACCGACACCUCGCUGGAGGAGCAGGAAAAAGCCAUUGCAGAUGCGAAGGUAGAGCUCAAGCGCAUAUCCGAUGUUGUGGAGCUGUACAGCAACACGCUGUACCGCGGAACGGACGAGCCACGCGCAGAGAUUAACGACGCCUUCUCCCGCAAGAGUCUUCUGAAAUGAGAAAAAGGCUUUCAAUCUUUUCAAAUAGUAAUGUAUGCAGACAAUUUAAAACCUCCAGCUAUUCUUCGGUUGCAGGAGACAUCGCUUGUA
This is a messenger RNA of Phytophthora nicotianae INRA-310, 482 nucleotides long. RefSeq lists its product as hypothetical. Bases 15 to 392 code for a protein of 125 amino acids. The record is from RefSeq and is a predicted model, not a curated record. Gene Ontology annotation, molecular function: transcription coregulator activity. The transcript has 4 exons. Gene Ontology annotation, biological process: regulation of transcription by RNA polymerase II. Gene Ontology annotation, cellular component: mediator complex. NCBI's taxonomy places the organism in Eukaryota, Oomycota, Peronosporomycetes, Peronosporales, Peronosporaceae.